AUGAAUAGAAAUAUAAAUUAUCUAUUUAAGAAUGGCUAUAGUUUGAAUUCAGUAGUAUUUCGAGGUGCUUUUCAGAUUUCCAAUGCAUCUACGAAACCAACGACUUUAUUUUCUCCACAGUUCGCACAAUCGAUAUCGAGAAUGCUGCAUACAUUUGGUAGUAACAAAUGUAACAAUAACUUAAUAACAAACAAUUUUGAUAGUACCAACUGUGUAUGUCAAAUGCAACAUACCGAUGCACAACAACAACAACAAAUAUUUAAGAAAAACAAUAAUAACAACUCAAAUAACAAUAAUAAUAAUAAUAAUAAUAAUAGUAGUAGAUCAUAUAGUUCAUCAUCAAAUAAUAGCAAUAAUAACAAUAGUAAUAACAAUAGUAAUAAUAAUAAUAAUAGCGGUAAUAAUAACAAUAAUAGUGGUAAUCAUGAUUAUGCUUCAGAUGCCAAGAUAUUGAUUUUCGAAGAUAUUAGACCACUUAAAUUCAAAGCUAUUUCAUUGGUUGCUUUCAUUCAGAUCGGUCUACUCGUUGGUGUUUACGAUAUGUACUUCCAAAAGGAUGAUGCAUCAAAGUUGGAGGCAUUCUUUACAUUUGGUUUAGGUACUGCUUUUGUAGCUGCUACUUUUUAUUUCAUUAGACAACAUGCAAGAAGAUCAAUUGCACAAAUAUAUGCAUUCAAUAAGGGACGUGUUGUCGAGUUGGUCACCUACAAUCAAUUCGGUAAUCCAAAGGUUACACGUACUGUGACGAUCAACAAAUUCAAUCCAGUCAAGAAGAACGAUCUCGUCAAGGUUGUCGAACCACAGAAACAGAUGUUCUAUCUCAAACUUCAUGGUACAACAACUCACUACAUGGGUGACUUGGAAAGAGCAAAAGUAUUAGAACCAACACUUCUUGGAAAGAUCAUUCACAAUAAGAAUUCAAUUAUAUAA
Molecule: messenger RNA, 930 nt
Organism: Heterostelium album PN500
Lineage: Eukaryota; Evosea; Eumycetozoa; Acytosteliales; Acytosteliaceae
Exons: 3
Coding region: 1-930 (309 amino acids)
Source: RefSeq, a predicted model, not a curated record